AUGACUACUACAGUAUUUGUUUCCGGGGCCACUGGGUUCAUUGCUCAACACAUCAUCAAGUUGUUACUUGAAAAGGGCUACCAUGUGGUUGGUACUGUUAGAUCUACUGAAAAGGGAGACUCUUUGAAGGCCUCCUUAAACAGUGACAACUUUAGUUACGAGAUUGUACCAGAUAUUGGAGUUGAAGGAGCAUUUGACGAGGCAUUAAAGAAACAUCCAGAAGUCACUGUAUUCUUACAUACUGCAUCCCCAUUCCAUUUCAAGACCACUGACCCUGAAAAGGAUUUGUUGUUACCUGCUAUUAAUGGUACUAAGAAUGCCUUGAGCUCAAUUAAGAAAUAUGGUCCUCAAAUCACCAAUGUGGUUGUGACUUCAUCUUAUGCUGCUAUUUCAACUGCUGAAAUGGAAAAUGAUCCUUCUCAUACUAAUAAUGAAGAUUCUUGGAAUACAGUUAGUUGGGAACAAGCCAUUUCUAAUCCAGUUCAUGGUUAUAGAGGCUCCAAGACUUUUGCUGAAAAGGCAGCAAGAGAUUUCGUUGAACAAGAAAAGCCUAACUAUGUUUUGGCUACCAUUAACCCUUCAUUCGUAUUUGGACCUCAAGCUUUCUCCAGUCAAGUUGGUGAUGUUUUGAAUACUUCAUCUGAAAUUAUUAAUAAUUUAUUGAAAUUGGGGCCAGAUGGAACCAUUCCUCCAACUGUAGGAGGAUUCGUUGAUGUUAGAGACGUCGCUCUUGCUCAUUUGGUUGCAUUUGAAAAGCCAGAAGCUAAGAAUUCCAGAUUAUUAUUGAACUCUCAAAGAUUCAAUAGUCAAUCUAUUCUUGAUGUUUUGAAUAAGAGUUUCCCUCAAAUUAGAGGUAAAAUCCCCGUGGGAAUUCCUGGUUCUGCUCCAGAAGCUUUAGCUAAAAUGUGUAAAAUCGAAAACGAAAGAACAAGAGCAUUGAUUGGUCAACCAUUGAUUGAAUUAGAACAAUCUGUUGUUGAUUCCGUGCAACAAAUUCUUGACACCAAGCCAGAUCUCUUUGCUUAA
Lizanozyma spartinae is the source of this 1026-nucleotide messenger RNA. RefSeq names its product SDR family oxidoreductase. Bases 1 to 1026 code for a protein of 341 amino acids. The record is from RefSeq and is a predicted model, not a curated record. Lineage: Eukaryota; Fungi; Ascomycota; Pichiomycetes; Serinales; Debaryomycetaceae. The transcript has a single exon. Gene Ontology annotation, molecular function: oxidoreductase activity, acting on the CH-OH group of donors, NAD or NADP as acceptor.